AUGCAAGCUUGUGGCACCGCUUGGUGCCAGCUGCUGCUCAAACUCGGCUCGGCGUCGCUCCUGUGGGUUUCCCUUCAGCCCUGCAAAGAUCCGACUCAGCACUGCCUUGCGGUUGUCGCGUCCUUCCGGCCCAGCACCUUAGAGAGAUACCUCCGCGUUGCCGCGGCCUGGGUCCUCUUCCUGGAAUGCUCUGGCGUAACGCUUGCGUCGGUCACGCUCCCUUUGCUCCUUGACUUCCUCGCCGCAGCACGGGCCUCGCACAGCCAAGAUCGAGAGGUACACCAAACCUCGGCCGCAUCUUCCGUAAAAGCCCUUCGCUGGGUGGUCAAGUGCGCCCAGUGGCACAGCCUUGCCGUUGUCAUGGACAGCCCGGUUAUCCGAGCCUACUCCCUGCGAGGCACUGCUAAGGACCGGCGCGAAGCCCUGCCUAUUCCCUGGGCCCUUAUCUCGGCAUGGGAAUUUCAUGUAUGCACCACGGGUGCUCCCCUCACCACCAAGCUCAUCUUGGGCGCCAUUCUUUUGGCUGUGCACGGGUGUCUCCGCUUCGGGGACCUGCAACGCAUUGAUUUUGAGUCGCUCUCGCUGAGCUGCACAGCCUUGCACGGAAUAUGCUAUGCAACGAAAACGAUUGAUAAGGGACAACCAUUUGCGGUGACGUUGGCUGGCCUCACGGGCCGCAGCGCAGCAUCCUGCUGGGUCUUGCAUUGGUUGUACGCAAUGCGCUCGGCCAUCGAUUCCCUGUGGAGCCCGGGCGACGUGGUGGACUUCGCUUGGCUCAGCACUGCCCCGGAGAUGAAUUCGAUUCUGGAGCUCAGCCCGGCCUCCUACUGCACCGCUAUGCUUGCCCUGCGCUGGGCGGCGACUUUGCCCUGGCUACCGCCCGGCCAAGGGCUCACCGCUCAUGAGGCAGCACAGCUUACACUGCAUAGCAUGAAGUCUACCGGUCUUGCGUCGGCGGCCCAACUCAGACUCUGGAAGGAGCGCCGUCUAACGCACGGCCAUCACCGCGAUUCGGCCACGCUGUACUCCCGCAAUGAUGUGUUCGCAAGCUUGGAUGUGCAGCACAGCCUCAGCAACUCCAUGUGCACCGGCUGGCGGGCCGAGCGAAGCAUCGCCAGGGGCGGCCAGGCACCGAUACCAGAGCCUCCCUUUGCACUGCCGCCUGGCCCCGUCUUGCAAGAACUGCCAGAUCAAGACCUGCUAGACCCUCGUUGGGCUUUCUUCGUCACGAGGCACGAACAUUUGCUUGCAGCAUCAGCGGCCAUGAAUGGUGCACCAACAGCGCCGGACCCGCCGAGCCCGGAUGUCAUCGCGGACUUCACGCAAAGCAAAGCCGCCUCCGCUCCGUUCGAUCCUGCCAAGCACCGGGAUGACUCCCUUCUUUCACCGCCGGCUGCACCCGGUCUGGAUGCGGACCCGAUAGAGGAUUUCCCUGACGAGGAAGCGGCAAUGGUCGCACGCGCAGCGGCGCUGCACGCAGAUGACGCCAGCUCAGCCGAGUCGUCCGUCUCUUCGGACCAAGAGACCGAGCACCGCGUGCCUCUAGUGAUAGGUGGUGAUCGGCGCUUCGCUUGCACGGGCCCCUGGGGCAAAUGGCGCCGCGUGGCAACGCCCCUGGAGGGCGUCCCGUUGCGCACUGCUUGCGGCAUCCGCCUGGGCGUGGUCAUCAUGCUCCUCGUCUUUUUCCAGUGCCCUGCGGGCAUUGGGUUUUUUGGCAUCUUGCUCAGUUGGCACCUGUUGCCUUGCGCUGAUGUGUUCUUGCUCGCCGCAGCCGUUUUUGACGACUCUCGAUCCAUUAACUCAUGGGCUGAACACGCACCGCCCCGUCUGGACAGCGCCAUCAUUGCCAAGCUGGUCGCAGAUUUUGAGACCAAUUAUCCUGGUAAAUACCUCGACAGCGACGCGAUGCCUAGCGUGCGUCUACUAAGCCUCGUGCACAAGUGGUUCACGCCCGGCAAUCGCAUAGCCUGGAUUCCGUGGCAACUGCGCUUGUCCCAAAAGCAAUAUCAAGAGAUCAUGGAAUCGAAGUCCAGCAAAAUGCUCCGCACAGAAGCACAGUUCCUGAGCACUGCCCUGUUCGACGAGACGCCUGAGCUGCCCGUGGACCACUUGCGCUUGAGCCCUGCAUGGCUCAGCCGCAUCCAGGCCGUUUUCCGUAAUGCGAUUGCACUCUGCAAAGGGGCGCACCUUGCCCGCAUCAAGGCUCAACAGUGUGCGCAAAAGUUUGUGCUGUGGUUUUAUGGUAGCGGAGCUACCAAAGCUCCAGGGGACCGAACACCGAUCCGGGUAGAGCCCUGUAGUUGUAGUGUCGAAGAGCCCACCUUUGGUGGCAUAGCCCUCGCGUGCGUGUGUGGCGCUGCUUGGCUUGUGAACGAGCUCUUUUACGACCGCCGCUGCGUGAGUGGCGGCCAGUUCUUGAACUUCGAGGUGAACCGCUGCUUGGUGGUGCGAGGCCUACUCUGGCAGGAGUGUUGA
Molecule: messenger RNA, 2475 nt
Organism: Symbiodinium sp. CCMP2456
Lineage: Eukaryota; Dinophyceae; Suessiales; Symbiodiniaceae
Source: the annotation of a GenBank genome assembly